AUGCAGUCCAAGACCUUCAUACACCAGCUGCACGCUAUCCUCCAGCGGCCAGACCUCGAACGCUGGAUCCACUGGACAGACCUCGAGUCUGGCGUGGAUCCCUCCAGCCACCGCAACGGCCGCGUCGACCCAGCAUCCUCCAACCCGGCAGCGUUCGCACUCAGGCCCCACGAUCCCGGGUUCUCCUCCAACGUGCUCAGGCGUUUCUUCAAACACGGCAACGUCUCCAGUUUCGUGCGCCAGCUCCACAUGUAUGGCUUCCACAAGAUGUCCACCACCCCUCCUCCUUCUGCACCUCUCGCAGCAGAAGACCCCACCGCUCUUGUCUCCAAGGCCGAGAAGAGCUCUAUCGUUUGGAAUUUCGCACAUCCCUCCGGUUCCUUUUGUCGAAACAGUUCCAUGCUCGAACUCAAUCGCAUACAGCGCAAGAGUGGCGGCGUCGGCAAAAACGGCAAACGCAAGAACGUCCUGUCGCCCGUUUGCAUAAACUACGUCGACUCCACCUCCAAUACCGUAAUCAACCCCACCAACACCUCCAACGUUAAUUCCGCCCCGAUUACCAGAACAGCCUCCAGUCUCUCCGAGCACCAUCACCAAUCACCACUGCCGAGCCUCAAACCUUUGAACAUACCGAUACCUGAUGAAAACCCGAGGUCUCCUCCUUCCCCGCAUGAUACCGCCUCCAGGAAAAACUCACAAGCCUCUACGGAUUCCGUACCUCAACUUCCCAUGAGCUUUCCUGGAGCAAUCCUACCCACUACUACUUCGAACUUGAACCUACAACACUUUCAAAGCAACAUCAACCUCAUACAACGCAGUAUGAUCACCAUACUCGAUCUACUACAACAAAUUCCUACGGCUACCCCCACCGAGAGCGAAAAUAUCUCUGCCACAUUGCAGGCGUUACGGAACGAAAUUAUCACCGCAGACACCAAAUGGACUCACCUACGAUAUCCAAUGUUAUCGGCACAUUCAAGUUUCAGUAGUGCAGGCUCAUCCAUCUCCCAACCAUACGCUCCAUGCGGAAGUAGGUUCCCCAGUUUAUCCACUCAAAAGAACUCUGUAUUCAGCAACCCUCGCUUCAGCAAUGUUAGUAACGUAAGAAGCUCUGCUACAUCGUAUUGCGGCUCAACAAGUCAACCGGGUAGCAUGGAUAAUUGGGGACCAGGGCAUAUUCACAAGAAGAAGUAG
Messenger RNA from Lachancea nothofagi CBS 11611, 1191 nucleotides. The record is from the annotation of a GenBank genome assembly. NCBI's taxonomy places the organism in Eukaryota, Fungi, Ascomycota, Saccharomycetes, Saccharomycetales, Saccharomycetaceae.